CAAAAAAAAAAACAAUAAUAUCGAAAGAAAAUAAUUUAUUUAUUUGAUUGCAUUAAUUACAUGAAAAAAAUUAAUGAACCGCUAACUGAUAUAGAUUUCAGGGAUAAACACGAAGGGGUCAGCGGCAAACGUUGUAAAGGAGUUGCUGUAAAGUCUUUAAAUAAAAAUGCCGGUAUUAGAAUCUUGUUGGUCACCAUGCAUUUGGGCUUCAAACGUGAAGACGGGAAGUAAGGUUAUAGCCUUUUAUACGGCAGCAAUGAGUAUAAUUCUGAUAACUUUUAUAGUUUAUCAGAUGCUUGGAGGUGACUCUACUCAGUUGUGGAACCCUCUGUUUGAAGCUGAUGUCAGAGGAUCAUUACAAAUUUUCGGCAUAAUCUUCAUCAUUAUUCUUCUCCUGCUAUUUGCUUUCUCUAUUUUAAUGGUUGUUGGAAUAAAUAUCUGGAUGAGAGGACUGAUGUUACCUUGGAUGAUCACCUUUGGCACAAUUAUUAUAUUCCAAUUUAUAUUUGGUUUGUGGCUGAUGGGCGGUUAUUAUAUUUAUCUUGAUGCCACAUUUGCUGCCUUCAUUAAUUUUCUCUGGAUGGCUUACAAUAUCUACUGCUGGCUCUGUGUUUUAUCACAGUAUCAGAUCAUUUUGGAAAUGCAGUCACCAAACAUUGAAAUACUAGUUGAAUAUUAAGUAAAAAUUAAAGUUAAUUGUGUUUUACAUAUAUUUGGUUUGUAAUGACUUAAAUUAUUGAUAAAAUAUUUCCUUUACAAAUAUUACCUUUUAAGCAAAUCAUAGACUUAGUAUGUAUAGUUUUUUAGUCAAUGAAAUUAUUAUUUAAAUUGCCUUCAAAUAUAAUCUGAGUUUUUCAGACUUUUUGACUCCAGAACUUAUAGUGUGACAUUAAAUCAAUUAUGUUUUUGUAAAACUGGAUCAAAUAUUAGAUAAGUAUUGCAUUUAUUUUAUAGCUAUUUUUAUGUUUUUAUAAAUUGGAUUGAAUGAUAUUAGACUGAUAACCAUAGAUUAAAACAAAAAGGGAAGAUACGGCACUCGCGGCUCAAUAGUGAUCCGCUUAAAUUGUAGUGCACGAUCAGAAUUCGCUGUAGUCACAAUUGGACAUUCAAACACGCUGCACGUACAUUUAAUAUAACAAUAUUGCGUAUGUUCUGUGUUAUAAAAAUUAAACAAUGCCUUCGAUGCUUUUAUAAAUAACGCAAACAGUUCAAAUCAAAUAACAAAUGCCUCGGCAACACUUCUCAUUUGUAUAAGUGUAAAAUCAUUUUUUUCUCAAAAUUCACUGUUUGUCGUGAAUGUUAUUUACGUAAUCGCCAUUUGUGAUCAAGAAUAAGUCAACAAUACAGCUCAACCGUUCGCAUUCGCAAGCUGAAUCGCCGUUUCGCUGGCUCGAUUAAAUGUUAUUUACAGACGUGUGCGUGAGUGAGAGUUGCUUAUGUAGUUGAGUCGGAUCAUAUUUUAUUUGAUGCUAGUAUGAGCGUACUGUAUCUUCCCAUUUUGUUUUAAUCUAAGCUGAUAACUGAUUUUAUCAUCUUAUAUAUGGGUUUUAUAAUGCGUACCAACAAAACAUUGUUGUGUUCUGUGUGCGUAUCUAUAUGAAUUUGCGGUGUACAUAAUACCAUAUUUUUAUGUUUUCUAAGUUUCAUUGCCACAAAAGUAAGAAUUAUACCUUUGAAUCUGCCCAUCUAUCAAGUGUGUGAUCGUACAAAAAUAAGGAAAAUAUUUAAAUGAUUUUCCAAAAAAAUGUAAUCAAUCUCCAAAAAAUACAAUUGACAACCGUAACCUAACCUUUAAGUUAUCAAUUAUAUUUUAGGUGAUCAUUUGUUAUUUUUUUGAGGAUCAUUUAAAUAUUUCCCCAAAAAUAAUAUUUAAGUAUAUAUAUAAAAACUAAGUUUAAAUUGACUUUUUUAUACAUUUAGCUUUAAGCGAAAAAUUUUCUAAUGUCUAUUAGAAGUGAGAUAUCCGUCCAUUUAAAAGCUUUAUUUUGAAUUGCAAUUAAUGAAUCUCCCUAAAUUAAUUAGAAAUUAAAAAUGAAUUGUAUCUAAUGUGUAUUAAAUGUAUUUAUGUUUGAUUUCAUAUUAAAGAAAAUAAAAAUCUUCAGUAAUAUGGGCAAACCAAAAGACUGGUUAAUUAUAGUUGAAUUUUCAACGUCACUAGAAUUACUAUUACUACUAGCAAUUUUGAAUCAUAACUUCUGAAAUUCAUGUUUAAAUACGAUAUCUUUCUAUGGUAACAGUAUUGUAGGAAUAUAUAUCUUAAAAGUGGGCAUCUUCGUGUUGUUUUAAGUUUACAAGAUUUCCUGGUAUUGGGAUUUUUAAACGAUCUAGCAUCUUUUUUCUAUUUUUUGCUUUGCCGUAAACUUAAGAGAUACGAUGUUUUUCUGGCAGUGUUAUUACAGUGCAUAUCUAGUAAAACCAUAAUCAGACAGACAGCAGUUUCUAAAAUUAUGUACGUAGUAUGCUGGUAAAUUGUGACAAUUUCUCUUGUUUCCAGAAAAAACUUAGAAACUAAAUGCCAAAUGUGCCUGUAAGCUAUAGAACAUAAAGUUAUGUAUAGAUGAUGUCUGUAAUAGAUAUAGAAAUAUAAUAAAGUUGUAAUAUGUAUUAGAGAAAGAGUGUCACUUGCAGCAGUUUUGCUAAAUCUCAAUUAAUAAGCUUAAUUAGACUAGAUUUAGCCCAUACAAUAAUGUCAAAUUGAAAUUGAUGUUUUGACAGUUUUCUAUUGGUUAAAGCUAGUUUACAAAGCUAGCUACUGUAAGACGGCUUUAGGAUGCUAACAUAAACAAUAUACCAGUUCAUUGGGCCACUUGCAGCAAAUAUGCUAAAUCUCGAAUUCGCCAAAACUAAAUUUAAUCCACACAAUAAGGAUAAAUUGUCAUUUUAACAUUUUUCUAUGGUUUUUUUUCGGUUACAUCUAGUUUUAGUUGAAUCGAGAUUUAACAUUUGCUGCAAGUAGACAAGUGUAAAAAAUAUAAGCGGGUAUCGACCGAAGGUCAUCUUUCUAAUGUCUAAAAUAUAAACAACUCUUAACAUAAACUCCAAUCGGGUGAAAUACUGGUUGACUGGUAGAGAAUGCCUAUGGCUUUAAGUCCGCUAUUUACUGUAUUUUGGAAAAAAAGAAUAAAAUAAAUAAUAUGUUCUGAUUUAUAAUGUUAACACCUUUGACGCUGAAAGACGCUUUGUUCUGAGCAGACUGGGCUCCACGGGGUAGGGGAUGGGUCAAGGAAGGCAACGGCGCGAGCAGACCCGUCUUUCCCAGUAGGCACUUUGGGCAAGUGCCUAGGGCCCCACGAUCGAUAGGGGCCCCCUUGAGAUCAAAUACAAAGUCCCUAGUUACUGUUAAAUCACCAAAACUGGGUCAUAGGGGCCCCAUUAUCCUAAUAUGCCCAGGGCCUCCAAUAGGUCAAAGACGACACUGGGCGCGAGUGAUAUUUUUCGUAUCGCAAGCAUCUAUAGGCUAUAGUGUCUGCUUACCAUCAGACGGGCUAUAUGCUUAUUUGUUUCUUAGGUUUUCACAAAAAUCACUCAUUAAAUAAAACAAGACCAGAUUCGUCAGAAUUCUGACGACGCAUUCCUGCAAAGAGUGCGAAACGUCAAUAAAUAAAUAAAUAAAACCGUUGAACGUAAGAAAGCACGUCUCUCAAUCGACAUUUCGUCUGUCACCGUUGUGUCUCAUGAACAGGAUGUUUCUUAGUGGUUUUCUAUUACAGCUAUGUCUACAGUAAAUAAAUUUGUGGGGGCAUCUGUGGAAGAAAUUCGAUUUUUGGCGUUUUACAUGACAUUGUGUUCAUUCUUGUAGAUACUAUCUACGCUACGCCUGUAUAUUUAGUGUUGUUCAUGUAUGUUCUAAUUUGAAAUAUUGUAAAUAUCCCGCGUUCUGAACCGAUCACCUGAGCUGUCCAUCUGGAAGAAAAAAUCCUAACAUUCACCUUGUCAAUCUGGUCGGUCAGUUAGGAACCAAAGGUACUAAUUCUUCAAUACUAAUAGAUUAAUAAGUUAUUUCUUUCUAAGGUUUUCACGCACAUCGGUCAUUAAAUAAUACAAGUUUCAACGGGUUAGAAACUGUUUUCCGUUUCAUUCCGACGACGCAUUCCUGCAAAGGAUUCGAAACGUCAAUUAAUAAAUAAAAUUAGUGCAUGUAACCCCUUGAAACUUGUUUUAUUUAAUGAGUGGUGUGACAAAUGAAUUCUUGGGAAUUCCACAGGAACCUAAUAUUUUAGGCCUUUAGAUGUACUGGAAUUUUUUUAAGUCAUUUAAAGAAUUCAUUUAAAGAAUUGCAGUGAUUUUUUGGUAUUUACAUCAGUAAGUACCGGGGCUAUAUAACUACAAAGGAUGCUUGCCAUUUAUUUGUCGGAUAGUUAAGAACUCUUUAUUCGUUGGUACAGUUUACUGAAUAGAAGCAAACAUAUUUAUCCAUUUUCAUUCAGAGAACCCAGGUAGACAGCUCAGGUUUUCGAUUAGGAAUACCCCGUAAAAUCGUGUGCAAUUGAAUUGGCAAACUAUUGAUGUAUUUAAAGUUAAAUUUGUGUGAAAACAAUUAAAAUUAUUAUUUAUGAAUUUUAUGAUUUCGUAGAUAAAAUAAUAAAUUACCUACUCAAAAGACAUGCAUUUUAUAUUAAAAUUGAAAGAAAGAGCUAAAAUGCUUAAUUAUUUAUUCGGAGAAUUAAAAAAAUCUUUGAUUUUCGUUCAUCAAGUACAUAACAACUAAAAUUAUAUUACAUGGAAUGGAAGUUUCGAAGGAAAUAUUUGAAAAGUAACAAUUAAAAUUUCGCAUUAAUAGCUUAAUCCGAUUUCUUUAUUAUGAUAUUUUUAAUUACAAUUUUAAUGAUAGUUUUAUCUUAAUUUUACGAUUAACGAAGCUUAUAAAAAUUGAAAUGAACAACAUUAUUUUUUCCACUCAUAUUGCACAUACAUAGCAUAUAGAUGUAACCAAAUUUUUUUGACAAGUUUCAUACAAGUAGAUAGAUUACAAAAAAUACACAUCACGUAUAAAAAUAAUACCUAGUUAUACAUUAAUUCGCAUUUGGUUUCAACUAAUACGAGAUAUCAGUUUGAAUUGAGUAUUAUUUUCUAUAAAAUGUCAUGAUUCAAAUAAAUAGAGACAUAUUUGUGCUUUUAAUUUGGCUAGAUUUUGUCGUACCUACAAAUCUACAAUAUUGUUUCGAUGGCGUAUUGAUUUUUUUUAGUUGGUGACAUUAAAUUAUGUAUUUAAAUCUUAGGUCAUUCAGUCCCACGAGUUCAAUGGUUAAUUCAUAAUAGUGCAGUGUCUAAGCCCAUCGAAGGACAGAAACAGUAACACCAAAUUCACCCUUCGUAACGUAAUUGCUGACGUACGAUAAUCAGCGGAAUUCACGCGCAGACGCGCGGAUUCGGUCAAAUGCCACUUCUUUUUAUCUAAGAAGGAAUUAUAUAUGUACAUUACGUUGCGGAGAUAAUGGUGAAUUUCCUUUGUUUACGUUUCUAAAAUUUCGAUGCGCUUCGACUCUGCGCUAGUAUGAAUUGACCGUAAGGACUACUUAAGUGAAAACUAAGUAGCGAAUGGGGCUAUUGUUAAUUAAAAUAAUUUAAUGUCACUUACACUUAAGAAUGUUAAGAUAGCAGAGAUAAUCAUAGCAGGAUCAAGGGGUAAGUAUAUUUACUACUCAAAAUGACAAACAUAACCAAAUCCUCGGAUAACAGAACUGUACCCUUAGCACGAACCAUUAGCGAAUUGGAAUAAUUUGCGAGUUCGAAAUGUCACUGUCAAAUUUUGUAUGAAAACUUGAACAGCAGCGCCACAAAGGACGUAACGAGAACUAAAAAUCAGUACACAUUUGACAGUUACAUUUCGUACUCGCAAACGAUACGAAUUCGAUAUUGGUUCAUGCUAGGGGUACCUAUGACCAAAUCUGUGACCAAAUCCAUUACUUUUCCAAAAUCAUCUUUGUCGCCAAAGUCCGUAAAAUAAUAUAAUUAAAUGCUACACAAUUCACUGUACAGUUUAAUUGUAUGACUAUCGUUUUACUUUAACCAGUAAUUCUAAUAGAGCAUUCUCAUUUUUUUAAUCCUUAAGAAACAAAACAAAAAAAAAGUCUUUGAGCGAUGACAUAUUUAUAAAUAAAGAGAUGCAUAUAUAUCUAAAUGACAAUAUGUACAAUGAAAUCUUAUUUCGAACGAUAAAAAUAAUAUACAAUACUUACGUUUAAAAUGUACAAAUUGAAAAAUACAACUACCGCCUAAAUACAGUCGUGGUUCUAAAAUAUUGUACAAUAAUUUACAAAAAGCCUAACAUUACUAUGAUAUGCAAACAAGCUUUACGUAGUCCACUGGGAUUGUCAGUUUCAAAAGACCUAAAUAAAUAAUCUGCCGCCUUACUAAAUAAGUAGAAUAAUCUACAAAAUUAAAUACUUUCGCCUUUUACUCACGUAAAAAAUAAUUAUUGAGUGGUAUGAAAGUUGUUGGUAUUUGACGCUAGAUGGAGAUGUAACUGGUGUUGGUGUAUAACAUUGGUGUUGAUUCUAGCAUGAUUCUCUAAACCUAAACUUAAAUAUGACAAGAGUGAAUCCUUGUCAUUCUCUAUACAGAAUGAAAAGGAGAGACUGAUUUUAAAUUUAGUUUUAAGUUUAGAUAAUCAUGCAAGAAUCGACACCAUUAUAAUACCUAUGUCUUAUUGUUUCUAUCUUUUUAUGAUCAUAGAAGUUAGAUAUUUAUUUUUAAGUCGAUUAUUGUAUGCACCUUAUCCCGACAAUCUUUAAAAUUUUCUUCAAUUGACGCGAUUGAAUUCAGACAAUUAUCGCAUAAAGUUGUAAUUGCCACAAUUUUUAGACUUAUUAUAGUUCGUAUAUACAACCCCGUGGCACCUAUUACAUCGAAUAACAGAAAUCAAAAGGUUUUAUUUUAGUUACCUUUUGUCACUCAGAAUUAGUCUUUUGAAUCUAAUCAAAGUCUAAGUAUGGUAUAUUUUUUGGAAAGUAAUUAUGCGUGUGUACCUUAUGUAUAUUAAUUUAAGCGUCUAAGCGCCCUCUUCUGAUAAAAUCUUUCAUAAAAGAUUUAUUUUCGGAUAGAGCUAUUCCGUUUUAAUGUGACUAUUUUAUUCUGCUACAAUAUUGUUUGGGAAAGUUCAGUGUCUACGUAAAAUAUAAAAAACAUUGUAAUAUAACAUUAAAAUGGGAAUGUAAGCUAAAUGCAAUAAAAUAUAGCCGUAAGCACCAAAUUUGGCACAUUAUUAUGUAUAUUUAAAUAAUACAGUAUAUUUUACACAGACUUCACAAAGCAGUCAUAUUUCGAAAACUUGUCAUCUUUGAGUAUUUUAAUAGUAGUUAAGAAGUCUUUUUGUCCGUAUACGAAUUUCGAAACGUUCUGUUUUGAAUUAAAUGUUAUUUACAAUUCACUAUCAUAAGGGAACAAACCCUUGGUCAAAAACCACGUAAAAGAAACUGUUCAACGAUAACAAAAAUGCUAAACUUAACAACAAAUAAAAAAUAUAAUUCAAUGAGAAUCAAGUCGGAAACACAUCCGGGGCCUCACAUAUAAGUUUAGGCCCUAAUAUGCUAAAACGUUUAAACCUCAAAAUCAUCUCAUAUAUGGCUAUGACCCGGCCGAGUACCAAUUUGUAUUCGGCGGUGCUGACUUAUCUACAGAUUGGUGAGAAUGCGUCGCGUGCGCAGCGUGAGCUUGCGGAUGGUAGAGAUGGAACGAAGACGGCGGAUGGAAGAACUGGGAUUGGUCUAAAGGCGACGCAUAGUCUAAAGCGCCGGGAACGGCCGAAUACGCCUGCGGCUUCAAAGGCAACGGCGCUUCACCCAAAUACGAGUGCCUUAACGCUUCGGAAUACGCGCUAUUGUCGUACGACAGAGCGUACUGCUGCUUAUCCCUAGGCGAAACAGACCCUGGAGGCGUCAUAGCGGAAUGAUAGUCAGCGUAGCCGCCGUAAGCUAAUGAACUUAUGUCAUUGCCUUUAUGACCUAAUUGUUCACCGUAACUGGAGCCUUCGCUUCCUGGGGGAGUGGGCAACGGCCCAUUUUGGCCAUCGCUCGAGUAAUAUCCACCCGUUCUUCCAUCUCCUAAGAAGUUGCUACGAAUGACACUCUCUCUGUUAGCAUAAAGUUGUCUCAAUAACGCCGAUGCGGGAGUAGUCGUAUGGUUUCCAGGGAUUUGUCUGUUCAAGUGGUUCAGGUGAUGGUUUUGAGUGCCUAUCCACUGUAUUGUUGACUUUUGCUGCUGCUGUUUUAGCAAAGCAUCCGUGGAGAAAUCAGUCGGUCUAUGUGAGAUUUCUUUGCCGUCCAGAGAAACGGAAGGCAAAUGUUUCGACAUCGCAUUUUCCAAAUCUCUCACUGAAGUCGCAUCAGUCGUGCCCUCGGGUAUGGACAGGUUGGUUUUGGUCAUUUCUCGUUCGACGGGCGAUAUUGCCGCGCCAGGGUUCGACGAGGACUUCCGCCUUUCUUCGUCUCUCUCGUCGUCUUCGUCGGUCGUAUGUUUUCGUUUCUUCAGUCUUCUCGCAGGCAUUGGGGAAGUCCGCUCUGGAUUAGUGGGAAGGGGUAAUGGCUGGGCGUCGUUUAGUCUGGUCAGAUGAGUGACGUCAGAUGUAGGCACGGGCGCUGUAGACGCAGCUUCUUGAUUUGUAGGGGGUUCUGUUCUUUCUUGUGGAUGUCUUUGUGUCGGAGGCGGUCCUCCCGAAUUGUCGGUAUCGGGAGGACCAUUCUCUGGAUCGCCUGUGCUCUCUUCUCGCUUAACACCUUGCACACUCUCUUCGAGCUGACAGCAAUCCAUCACCGUGUUCGGAUACUCCCGACCACUGA
Chilo suppressalis (striped riceborer) is the source of this 8777-nucleotide messenger RNA. Lineage: Eukaryota; Metazoa; Arthropoda; Insecta; Lepidoptera; Crambidae. The record is from the annotation of a GenBank genome assembly.